AUGACCCUGGGCAGCUGCUGCUGCGAGAUCAUGUCCUCCGAGAGCUCCCCGGCCGCGCUGUCCGAGGCCGACGCAGAUAUAGACGUGGUGGGCGGCGGCGGCGGCGGGGGGGAGCUCCCCGCCCGCUCGGGGCCCCGCGCCCCCCGGGACGUGCUCCCCCACGGCCCCGAGCCUGCCCCGGAGGAAGCCGAGGCGGACGCCGCCGAGGACGAGGAGGAGUCGGGCGGCUGCUCGGACGGCGAGCCCCGCACGCUGGCGCCCCGGGCCGCGGCCGCCGCGGGGAGCCCCGGGCCGGGGGCGGCGGCGGCCCGGGGGGCGGCGGGCCCCGGGCCGGGGCCGCCGUCGGGGGGCGCGGCGACGCGGAGCCCGCUGGUGAAGCCGCCCUACUCGUACAUCGCGCUCAUCACCAUGGCCAUCCUGCAGAGCCCCAAGAAGCGGCUCACGCUGAGCGAGAUCUGCGAGUUCAUCAGCGGCCGCUUCCCCUACUACCGGGAGAAGUUCCCCGCCUGGCAGAACAGCAUCCGCCACAACCUCUCGCUCAACGACUGCUUCGUCAAGAUCCCCCGCGAGCCCGGCAACCCCGGCAAGGGCAACUACUGGACGCUGGACCCCGAGUCGGCCGACAUGUUCGACAACGGCAGCUUCCUGCGGCGCCGCAAGCGCUUCAAGCGGCAGCCGCUGCCCGCGCCGCACCCGCACGCGCACCCGCACCCCGAGCUGCUGCUGCGCGGCGGGGCCGCGGCCGCGGGGGACCCGGGCGCCUUCCUGCCCGGCUUCGCCGCCUACGGCGCCUACGGCUACGGCUACGGCUUGGCGCUCCCGGCCUACGGCGCGCCCCCGCCGGGCCCGGCCCCGCACCCGCACCCGCACGCCUUCGCCUUCGCCGCGGCCGCCGCGCCCUGCCAGCUGUCUGUGCCCCCAGGCCGCGCGGCCGCGCCUCCACCCGGACCUCCGACGGCCUCGGUCUUCGCGGGGGCAGCCUCGGCGCCCGCGCCGGCGCCCGCCCCGGGCACGGGGUCCGGCCCGGGCCCCGCCGGCCUGCCCGCUUUCCUGGGCGCCGAGCUGGGCUGCGCCAAGGCGUUCUACCCCGCGUCGCUGAGCCCGCCCGCGGCCGGCACCGCGGCCGGCCUGCCCACCGCACUGCUGCGCCAGGGCCUCAAGACGGACGCGGGCGGCGGCGUGGGCGGCGGGGGCGCCGGGCCCGGGCAGCGGCCUUCCUUCUCUAUAGACCACAUCAUGGGCCACGGUGGCGGCGGGGCAGCCCCCCCGGGCGGGGGCGAGGGCUCCCCGGGAUCGCCGUUCGCGGCGGCGGGUCCUGGGGGUCAAGCCCAGGUCCUGGCCAUGCUGACUUCGCCGGCCCUGGCUCCAGUGGCCGGCCACAUCCGCCUCUCGCACCCCGGGGACGCGCUCCUGUCCUCAGGGACGCCGUUUGCCGGCAAAGUCGCCAGCCUCAGUGGCUGCCACUUCUGACCGCGUGCGGCUCAGGGCCAGCCAGCCCCGCACUCCGCAGCCUCUCCCGGGAGCUCCAGCGGCCCCAGCGGAACUCAGGGAGUCUAUUUAUGAAGAGUCUCCAGACCCUGGGCCGGCGCGCGAGACUUGGCACUUGGGGCUCCACACUCAGAAUCUUGCCGACAGUUGGGACGAAGCGGGCUCCGACGCUCAGGGAGAGGCCCGGGUCUACGCGACGAGGUCGCCAGCCGUGAGAUCCCGCUCCAGUUUGGGCAGUCAAGGGGGAGAGGGUAGCCCUCGCUCUCCCCGGCCUCUGCGCCCCCGCGUCGGCCCCAGAACGAAGAAUGCUUUCCCGGAAAGAUGCCUGCCCAGGCCCAGCGGAUCCCGCCAGAAACACCAACUGCGCAGGGAGGGCUCCCUUUCUGCCUCUCCCUCAGCCCUCCCCCGACCUGCGGCUCUGCUUUUCCAAUACGAUAAUUUAAAGACGCCUGUUAUCCGCUUUGUGCUUAAAAGAAAAAUUCACCUCUCCCUCUCCCCCUUAUUGUUCUUCAAGGAAGUUUGUUCGCUCCGAAGCCUAAAGCAGUGUCUACACAGGAGAAGCUGAAGGGAGAGGUGAAGCAAGGGCCCUCCACUAUUGUUGGGGAAACCCUGGAUACCACUCCAGUGAGGAAAGUCCUCCCUCUUUUAUGUUGGAUGAUUUUGAAGGAACUUUCCCCCUUUUCUGUGGCCGGCGGGGUCCAGCCACCCAGGGCCAGCAGCCCUCUGAGCGUCCUUCUCUGCCCCAGGCCCUGGGAUAUUUAUUGUAGCUAAAGGCAGUGUGGUUGG
Molecule: messenger RNA, 2274 nt
Organism: Talpa occidentalis (Iberian mole)
Lineage: Eukaryota; Metazoa; Chordata; Mammalia; Eulipotyphla; Talpidae
Gene: FOXD2
Product: forkhead box D2
Biological process (GO): regulation of transcription by RNA polymerase II; anatomical structure morphogenesis; cell differentiation
Molecular function (GO): RNA polymerase II cis-regulatory region sequence-specific DNA binding; DNA-binding transcription factor activity, RNA polymerase II-specific
Source: RefSeq, a predicted model, not a curated record